Procambarus clarkii (red swamp crayfish) is the source of this 1950-nucleotide messenger RNA. RefSeq names its product glycine receptor subunit alpha-2. NCBI's taxonomy places the organism in Eukaryota, Metazoa, Arthropoda, Malacostraca, Decapoda, Cambaridae. Gene Ontology annotation, molecular function: chloride channel activity; excitatory extracellular ligand-gated monoatomic ion channel activity; transmitter-gated monoatomic ion channel activity involved in regulation of postsynaptic membrane potential. The record is from RefSeq and is a predicted model, not a curated record. Gene Ontology annotation, cellular component: plasma membrane; synapse; neuron projection. Gene Ontology annotation, biological process: chemical synaptic transmission; chloride transmembrane transport; regulation of membrane potential.
GAAUGCUGAAAUAUCAGUUUACGUUCAUAAGUGACUGUUUUCCCCGCGAAAAACGAUGUGCUUCGGUGACUUGUUCUUGGGGGAAUAUUCUUCUCGUGUUCUUACUGCUCGCUGCCGUCGUCCAAGAAGGGUUAUGUGGGAAGAUGACGGACCUGCAAAUUUUGGACAACCUGCUGGAGGAAUACGACCGACGCGCGACGCCCACCAACCACCUCAACGAUGCCACAACGGUCUCAUGUGAGCUGUACAUCAGAAGUUUCGGCUCCAUCGACCCCUCGUCCAUGGAUUAUCAAGUAGAUAUCUACUUGAGGCAGACGUGGGUGGACGAGCGUCUGAACCACGUAAACAUCACCCAACCACUUGACCUCAAUGACCCCAAUUUGGUGAAGGCCAUAUGGAAGCCCGAGGUGUACUUCCCCAACGCCAAACACGCAGAGUUCCAGUUUGUGACCGUGCCCAACGUCCUGGUCAGGAUCAACCCCAAGGGCGUCAUAUUCUAUAUGCUCAGACUGAAAUUGGUGUUCUCCUGCAUGAUGGAGUUAUCUGCCUUUCCCCUCGACUCUCAGGUUUGCACCAUGGAGGUCGCUAGCUUCUCGAAGACGAUGAAGGAGCUGAGCCUGCUGUGGAAGGCUGAGGGACCCGUCAAGAUGUACAAGGACUUACGCAUGCCGCAGUUUGAGAUUAACGACAUCGUAGCUACCACCUGUCAAGAGAGCUUCCAGAUCGGUAACUACAGCUGCCUGGUGGCAGAGUUCCACAUGAGAAGGGCCAUCGGGUUCCACCUGGUGCAGAGUUACCUGCCCACCAUCCUCAUAGUGGUCAUCUCCUGGGUCUCCUUCUGGAUGGAUGUUGACUCCGUGCCGGGCCGCACCACUCUUGGAGUCACCACUCUCCUCACUGUCUCCUCCAAGUCCUCAGGGAUUCAGGGAGGCCUGCCCCAGGUGUCCUACGUGAAGGCCAUAGAUGUGUGGAUGGGCGCCUGUACAGCGUUCGUGUUCUGCGCCCUGCUGGAGUUCACUCUGGUGAACUACCUCUGGCGUAAGCGUCCUGGAGGUGCAGGAGGCAGCGAUGGAGGGCGCUAUGGAGGAGGCACGAGGCGUGGAGGCCCUUGGAACGGCUUCGGCAACAUGGAGGGGGAGAGGGCCAGCAGCGGCGGCGGUGGCGCCAUCCUGGGGGCGUCCACUCUCACGGGGGGGAAGGGCACCCCGGAGGAACUAACCACUCUACCGGUGCAGUUCGUUCAGGCCCUCACUCAAACCAACAAGAUGAAGGCUAGGAGAAUCGACGAGUGGUGUCGGAUCCUUUUCCCUGUUGUGUUUGGCCUCUUCAACGUCUGCUACUGGUGUUACUACCUCAUUUAGAGUCCCAGUUGAACUUCAGCUCUGAGCCUAGCAGCCUAAUUAGUGAUGUUGACUCAGAUUGAGCUCCAUUAAGACUCUCGCGUCGUUUGAUUAUCCAGAGCGCCAGAUCAUUAUAUGCCAGUAAUGUCAUUAUAUUAUCUAGACCCCCAGAUCAUUGUAUAACUCUAGUUCAGUUUCCUAAUAUAACGCAACAGUUUAUGUUAUUGUCUUCAACAACAUCUCGUAGUGGCGCUACCCCUCAUUCCAUUGUUCUUAAGCGGCACCUUGUUACUAUACUGUUUCAAGCGUAGGUUAAACAUAUAUAUAUGAAUGUCUUUGAGUAGGUGUAAGUAGGAGCUGCCUCGUAUGGGGUCAACAGGAGCUGCCUCGUAUGUACCAACAGGAGCUGGAUCGUAUGUACCAACAGGAGCUGCCUCGUAUGGACCAAAUUGUUACACGACAGAUGCUUGGACAAAGUAAGUUUUCUUAAUAUUCAAAUGUUCAGUUUUAUAAUUCAUCUGCCAAUUGCCAAAUCACUAUAUAAGGUCUAAAUUAUCAGCGUAGUUCUUUAAUGAUGUCUUUAGUGUCCCAACAUGGCCCCCCCCCCCCG